AUGGCGUGGGCUCAUGCCAGCCCCAAUGUGGUUGGCGUCCAUUACCGCGUCGGCAAGCGGGUCGGCGAGGGAAGCUUUGGUGUUAUUUACGAAGGCACCAACCUUCUCGACAACAGGCCGGUGGCUAUCAAGUUCGAACCGCGAAAGAGCGAGGCGCCCCAGCUCCGCGACGAGUAUCGUAGCUACCGGAUUCUGUCUGGCACAGAUGGCAUCCCCAAUGUCUACUACUUUGGCCAGGAGGGCCUGUACAACGUGCUCUGCAUCGAUCUGCUGGGCCCUAGCCUCGAGGAUCUGUUUGACAUGUGCAGGCGGCGCUUCUCGGCAAAGACUGUGGCGAUGCUGGCCAAGAACAUGCUGACACGCAUCCAGGCUGUGCACGAGCACAACCUCAUCUACCGCGACAUCAAGCCCGACAACUUUUUGAUCGGCCGGCCGCACACAUCGACGGCGAACAAGGUGUUCAUGGUUGACUUUGGCAUGGCUAAGCAGUACCGUGACCCACGCACACACCAGCACAUCCCCUACAGGGAGCGGAAGAGCCUGAGCGGCACCGCGCGCUACAUGAGCAUCAACACCCACCUGGGCCGCGAGCAGUCGCGGCGCGACGACCUGGAGGCCCUGGGCCACGUGUUCAUGUACUUUUUGCGCGGCAGCCUGCCGUGGCAGGGCCUGAAGGCCGCCACCAACAAGCAAAAGUACGAGAAGAUUGGCGAGCGCAAGCAACACACGCCGGUGCGCGACCUGUGCGAGGGGUAUCCACAAGAGUUCGCCACAUAUCUGUCGACGGUCCGGAAAUAUGCCUUUGAGGAGACCCCUGACUACAACUACCUGCGCGGUCUGUUUGACAGCACCGACGACGGCGUCUACGACUGGAUGCUGCUGAACAACGGCUACGGCUACGCUGCCAGCUCGGCUGCGGUGUCGGCUGCGCGCCAGGAGGGCGGCGGCCACCGCGGCGGGCGCAUAUCCGGCGCCUAUAAGGCCCAGAACCAGAACCACGUGUCGAAUCAGGCCAUGCACAGCUUUGACCCCAACGGCCGCGUCCAGUCGACUCCCAACCUGGACCAGUCGGCCACGCCGACCCCUGGCAAGGUGUCGCGCGACCAGGUCAACAACACCACCCCGGCUGCCGAGGCCAAGCCCACCGACUACCAGAAGCUUGGCAAUGGCGGAUACGCGCAGCAGGCUGGCAAGGCCGGCAACGGACUCAACCACCAUUCGACUGACGCUGCGGUGAUGAACGCGCAGGGCACCGGCCUCCGCCACCACGAGUCGAACGAGAAGCACGGCUUCAUGUUUAAGAUCAAGUCGGCGUUUGGCUGCUGCUCGUCAAGCAGCGUCUAA
Messenger RNA from Linderina pennispora, 1344 nucleotides. RefSeq names its product kinase-like protein. Gene Ontology annotation, molecular function: protein serine/threonine kinase activity; ATP binding. NCBI's taxonomy places the organism in Eukaryota, Fungi, Kickxellomycota, Kickxellomycetes, Kickxellales, Kickxellaceae. The record is from RefSeq and is a predicted model, not a curated record. Gene Ontology annotation, cellular component: cytoplasm; nucleus. The coding region runs from base 1 to 1344 and encodes 447 amino acids. The transcript has 6 exons. Gene Ontology annotation, biological process: peptidyl-serine phosphorylation; endocytosis; signal transduction.